This is a messenger RNA of Thermochaetoides thermophila DSM 1495, 2091 nucleotides long. RefSeq lists its product as uncharacterized. NCBI's taxonomy places the organism in Eukaryota, Fungi, Ascomycota, Sordariomycetes, Sordariales, Chaetomiaceae. The record is from RefSeq and is a predicted model, not a curated record. Bases 1 to 2091 code for a protein of 696 amino acids. The transcript has 2 exons.
AUGGCCGGCGAGCACAAGCACACCCACAUCCUUGACAGGCCCAGCAGCACACCGGCCUCGUCCCAAGAUGGGCACGAGCGGCUGGCGACUGCCGCCGAAGCUGGAGACGCUGUGGCCAGGCAUGACGUGAAGUACGAGCAACCGCAGCAGCUGUCUGGUGCGCCUGCCAGAGCUGGCAGCAUGUCGUCAGAGCAGGCAGGACUGGCAGGAGAGGAAAGAGCACUAGGAGCGGCAGGAGCCCAGCACCAACCUUCCCAAUCCGUGGCCUUGCACGCUGUUGAACGAGCCACAAGGCGGGCAGGGCAAGCGCUGCCCUUGGCUAAUGAAUCCACAGCCGGCCUAGACGAGCCAGGCCUGCUUGGCAAGGACAUCAUACCACUUUCAGCCUGGGUCACCCCGCACCAAGACCAUCAGGAGGACACCGGGUGCGGCCAGGAGACCCUACCCCAGCACCAGGGCAUCCAGGACAGCCGCCUGCAGCCCAUACUAGGCCCUCCGCUCGAUAUAAAGCCGCCGUGCGCAGCAGCUACUCUGGCCGCUGCCGCUGCCGGUGGCGAUAAGCAUUCUGCGUCGUCCACCGUCGCAUCUUCAUCGAAUAUUAAUACGCACCAAGCCAUGAUCUUUUCCGACCUCUACAAGUCGCCGAGGUCGCCCCUCAGCAAGCUGCGCCAUUCCUUCCACGAGCCGUCCCCGGUCCCCGCAGACAUCGACCCCGACCUGCUGAGUCGGGAUAAGACGCGCCAGAAGGAGGCCGUCAAGCGCUACCUGGCCGACAAGAUUCGCAAUGACUGGGAGUUUGUGUGGCCGCCGGUCACGGCCGCUUCAACAUCUAUCACGGAUGGUCUCGUGGUAGAGGAGGCUCCAGCUGCAGACUCGGACGCCAAGGAUCCCGGUGAGGAAGCCGAUUCCGAGUCCGAUGCCGAAUCGGUCUACAGCACCAUGUCGGAAGAUCCCGAGCACUGGCGCCCCCGGGCCGAGUGGACCUCGGAUCUAUCCGACGACGAGGGCAUAUCCCCCACCUCCGUGUCGCCCACCCGACGCGAUGCUGAUGCCGUUGCCGUGCGCGAGACCAUUGAGGAGAAGCGCGCCCGCAGGCGACGCGCCGUCCGCGAGGAGAUGAAGUGGAACCCUGGUCUGGCCUGCUUCGAGGCCCGUCGCGCCGCCUGGACUGGCGCGAAGACGGUGCGCCUCAAGCCGAAACCGCCAAUCCCGGCUUCGUCUACUUCUACACGCCGCCUCUCGUGGUGGCGACACAGUCGGUCGCUGUCGUCAGCCUCUCAGAGCGGGUCGCCGCCCGGUCUGACGUCCCCUCUGCAGCCCACGAGCACGCACAGCUCGCAACAGACGGACGGUGCCGUCUCGUCCGAGGCCGAGUCGGCCAAAAGCGAAACCGCCGCCCCUCCCGUGCGCUACCCCGUCGAGACCAUGCUCCCCAUCCCACCCCCGCUACUCCCCCCGCAGAACCCCAUGCGCGCAUCGAUCCAGCCGUCUAUGUACAUCUCUCUCUAUGAUAAGGUCGUCCUGCAGAACCUGCAGCCCUCAUGUCCAGUUAACCUGUCCGACAUGAUCCGCGCGUGCGUCGUCGGCUGGAAGCGCGACGGCGAGUGGCCUCCUAAGUCGAGCUAUCCGCCGACUACUCUAGCCGCCCAGGCGACUACUGCUGAACUUCUAGCGCUGCGCCAACGUAAGGCGGAGGAACAGCGCAGGAAGGAACAGGAGAAGAAGGCCCAAGCUGCUGCGCGCAAAAAUUCCGUCGGCGCUGCGUCGACUGGCGGACACACGAGGCGAUUGAGCCUCGUCGGGAUCUUUGGCGGUGGGCAUAAAGAUAAGAACGAAGGGGGGUCGGCUGAGAUCAAAGAGAACAAGGAGGCGAAGGAGGGUAACAGUAACAACAACGGACAGACCCGCGGCCGGACAUCAUCGCACUCGGAUGAGGCGGGCUCCAGCAAGACGCUCUUCCGGCGUAGUCUGCAGAAGAUGCUCUCGUUGGGGCAGCACGUCCAUCACGCCGAGUCGACCGGCGCCAAUGGGUCGGGUGCUCCGCUGUCACCUACGUCGCCUUCAACCAAGGAAGUUGCUGCUGCUGGUUAG